Molecule: messenger RNA, 801 nt
Organism: Salvia splendens (bonfire salvia)
Lineage: Eukaryota; Viridiplantae; Streptophyta; Magnoliopsida; Lamiales; Lamiaceae
Exons: 1
Coding region: 1-801 (266 amino acids)
Source: RefSeq, a predicted model, not a curated record
AUGAGGGUGUUCAAGUGGGCACCGGAUUUUGAUACCUUCUUUGAGUCGCCUAUUGUCGCAGUUUGGUGUAAAUUGAUAGGUAUUCCCAUCCACCUCUACGAGCAAUCGGCUCUUCUUGCGAUUGGCAAGCUUUUGGGGAAGCCAAUCCAAGCGGACCAUGCAACGAUUAACCAAAACCGGUUAACAUUUGCCCGUAUAUGCUUGGAAAUUGAUAUCUCACAACCGCCGUCGGAAGAGAUUAUUCUCAACAUUCUUGGUAAGGACACUAGAUACAAAGUGGUGUGGGAUCGGAUCCCAACAUAUUGCAUUGAAUGUAAACAUGUUGGACAUGUUCAAGAAGAGUGCCUUAUAUAUGGGAAGACGAACCCACCCAAGAAGGACCACGGCAGCCAUGCCACAACACCUCGACGACACAACUCAAGGCGAACUUACACCCGCCGUGAGUGGAGGCCGAAGGGGCCCAAGGCCGAUGACCCAACCCACCAGCCGGACCACUCCACGGCUAGCAAGGAAGAGCCCAAACAGGGGCCACCCGAGGAGAGCAAGGCAGCAGACACGUCACCAAGUUUGAAGGUGACAAGGGUGAACCAAGUGCAAGUGGAUGAAGAUGGUUUCCAGUUAAUUACGAGGUGGAAGAAGGGCAAGAUGAACUAUUCCCUCCACCACUAUCAAGAAGGUCCACUCAAGGCCCCAUACCUCGAGAAGCUCCUAACAGGUGGCAAUGUGGCGACGGUUUCCUUUGGGGAUACUGAUAUGGGGGUGAUUGAUCCAGGAGGGAGCUCCACGGUCUGCAUAGGCUGA